AAAAACAAAUUCUCGCUCUCUUCCCUUUUCUUUCUGCACUAUUAUUUGUUCCUUCUCUCUCAAUAACCUUUUCUCGUUUUCCUUCGCUUUCUGUCCAUUCCAAAUAUUUCAUCACAUCACCAUUGCCGUACAUAUUUUAUGUUUUUGUUGAUUGAUUCUAAAUUUUAAUUGUGAAGAGAUCUAGGGUUGUGCCCCUGAAGCUCCCAAUCUGAAUAUCUGAACCGCAUUUGUUCCAUUUCGAUAUAGCAGUAUCAACUUCAUGCAUUUUUUUUAAAGGAGGAAAGAAAAAUCAAACUUAGGAUCAGCGUUGAUCUCUGUGCGCAGUGAUUUGGUUUGUGAAUGAGAGAUACGGUAACGAGAUUGUUUUAGAUGAAAAUGGAGGUCGUCGUCACUGAUGCGGCGUCGUUGGACGUCGAAUUGUUGCUGCUCCCAGACUUUUCCGCUUUGGCACUCAAGUCUAACCACAAUUUCAUCGAGAAGCUCUUCGACCAAUGGUUGUCGCUUCCGGAAAGUAAUCGAUUGGUAACAUCGUUACUCAAUGAAGCAAAGUCGGGUGUUCCCUUGAAUGUCCCGGGGAAUUGCUCUAGUCCAAAUGCUACCAGUAAUUCUGCGCCUUCCAUGUUUCCUGCUGGCACUGCUCCGCCUCUUUCACCAAGAACAUCUGGUUCCCCUCGCAUUCUGAAACAAAGAGUUGCGUUUUCCAAUUUGGGUUCCCCUUUGAAAGUUGUCAGUGAGCCAGUUAAAGAAGUGAUACCACAGUUCUACUAUCAAAAUGGACGUCCACCUACAAAUGAACUCAAAGAACAGUGCUUGUUUAAAAUUGAUCGAGCAUUUCAUCGACAUAUGGAUGGCCUGCAGGUUCAUGAAUUCAAAUCAAUUACUAAGGAAGUUUGCAAGCUGCCAUCUUUUUUUUCCACUACUCUUUUCCGAAAGAUUGACAAUGGAACUGGUGUUGUGACAAGGAACGCAUUUGUUGAAUAUUGGAUUAAUGGCAACAUGUUGACAAUGGAUAUAGCUACGGUAAUAUUCAAAAUAUUAAAGCAACCACAGCUGAGUUACAUUACUCAGGAUGAUUUUAAGCCUGUGCUUCGUGAGCUUUUAGCAACUCAUCCAGGCCUGGAGUUCCUGCAGAGCACGCCUGAGUUUCAAGAGCGAUAUGCUGAAACUGUAGUAUACAGAAUCUAUUAUUACAUUAAUAGAUCUGGAAAUGGUUGUCUCACUUUGAGGGAACUGAAGCGUGGAAACAUAAUUGAUGCAAUGAUGCAUGCUGAUGAAGAAGAAGAUAUCAACAAGGUUUUGAGGUACUUCUCUUAUGAGCAUUUUUAUGUUAUAUACUGCAAGUUUUGGGAGCUGGAUACAGAUCAUGAUUUCCUGAUAGACAAAGAGAAUCUUAUCAGAUAUGGUAACCAUGCGCUUACCUACCGAAUUGUUGAUAGAAUAUUUUGUCAGAUCCCAAGAAAGUUUACCAGUAAGGCUGGGGGAAAGAUGGGAUAUGAAGAUUUUGUUUAUUUCAUACUGGCAGAGGAGGAUAAACCGUCUGAACCAAGUCUUGAGUAUUGGUUCAAGUGCAUAGAUUUGGAUGGAAAUGGAGUUCUGACAAGAAAUGAACUGCAAUUUUUUUAUGAAGAGCAAUUGCAUCGGAUGGAGUGCAUGGCCCAAGAGCCUGUGCUUUUUGAGGACAUAUUAUGUCAGAUAAUUGACAUGAUUAAACCUAAGGAUGAGAGCUUUAUAACUCUGCGUGAUCUGAAAGGUGGUAAACUUUCAGGAAGUGUUUUCAACAUCCUGUUCAAUCUGAACAAGUUCAUGGCCUUUGAAACUCGUGACCCAUUUUUGAUCCGUCAGGAACGUGAGAAUCCAACAUUGACAGAGUGGGAUCGAUUUGCUCAUAGAGAAUACAUCAGGCUUUCAAUGGAAGAAGACGUAGAAGAUGUCUCCAACGGAAGUGCAGAAGUCUGGGAUGAAUCACUGGAGGCUCCUUUCUAAACAUAUCUUAGCACAGGGAUGAAAAGAAAUUAAUGCCCAAUAACUGAUAGACUGGCCAUUAUUCAGAGACACUGGGCUCAGGAUCAGCUUUAAGUGGGGACUGUGCCAAUUUUGCUUCAACUAGUGGGAAAUUCCGAAGCUAAGAAAAUGUGUUUUGGUGGGCAAGUUCCAAAAAUAUUCUGAUAUGCUGGUAGUGAUAAAACUUUGGGUCAUUAUCAUGGAAGUUUUGUUGCCUUCUGUGGCUGUUCGUGCAAAAUGAGGACGUUUUCUGAGAAGAUUGAAUAUUAUUAACAACAGUGAGUAUGUUAUUCGGGGGACCCAAGUUGUUAAGGAACAUAAGUAGCAAUAUUUUCUCACCUUUGGAACUUUUAGUUGUUUGCUUCAGUGAUCGACCCCCUUUUGCCCCAGAUCUGUUGAAGAGUGCAUUUGUUUCAUCAUCUCUGGUUGCCGCCUUUCACUGAAUAUUUUUGUUAGGCAUCGUAGAAUUUAACGAGUAAUGCUAGACAAAUAAAAAUGUCACAUUUUUUUUCUGGAUGAUGAGAUUUAUCUUUCAAGAUGUAUGCAAGGAUUAUAGUGAUUCUUCCGUAUACAUAAUAGUUGACUAUUUUUUUAUAUUGGGAGGACGGUGGGCUGAAGACGGUGUAUGUUUCAUCCAAUCGCUUUGUACAUUGCAUAUAUUUCUUUUGAAUCA
Messenger RNA from Vigna angularis (adzuki bean), 2674 nucleotides. RefSeq names its product probable serine/threonine protein phosphatase 2A regulatory subunit B''delta. Gene Ontology annotation, biological process: protein dephosphorylation. The transcript is spliced from 13 exons. The coding region runs from base 370 to 1983 and encodes 537 amino acids. Lineage: Eukaryota; Viridiplantae; Streptophyta; Magnoliopsida; Fabales; Fabaceae. Gene Ontology annotation, molecular function: protein phosphatase regulator activity; calcium ion binding. Gene Ontology annotation, cellular component: protein phosphatase type 2A complex. The record is from RefSeq and is a predicted model, not a curated record.